AUGAAGCUUGAGGCAGUUCCAGGAGCUCCCCAAGAUGGGGAUAUGGAGUUUGUGUUGGCCACUGAAAAAGAGUUUGAGGAAGUCGUGUCUAUGUCUCAUGGAAUAUACGGGGGUCUGGAUUAUCUGCCAAGUCGCUAUCACAGCUGGAUUAGUGAGAAGGAUAGGAUGGUGGUACUAGCCAAGAAGGGAGGAGAUGUGAUUGGUCUUCUCUCAAUGUUUAUUGUGGAUGGUGGAGAGACGGCUCUCCUUGAGGGUCUUCGUGUGGCUCCUUGGGAACGUGGGAGAGGUGUGGCUGGGGUACUGCAAAGGUUUUGCUGCCAGCUCGUUAAGCACAGAUACCCAAGUGUAAAAGUAAUGAGGCUGACAAGAGAUGACAAGCUGAAUGCCAAGGAGUUAAGCAAAUACAGAGUGAUUGCAACACAGGGGAUCCUCCUGGUUAGUUUCAACGCUCCUGAGCUUUCAUCCCGUCUUGCUUCAAUCCCUGUACCUUCUGUUGGACCUUCUCAGACAUCGUCUUCUGUUCUACUGACCCCUGAUGAGGUCAGAGCAGUGUUUCUGGAGCGAGGUGGUCUACUCCAAGAUCUCCUUCCUAAUCAGACCCUCAUUCAGGACUGGCAACCUUUCCAGGCUUUGCCUGGUAACCACGAUUUGCUCCGGCGCAAAUCCCUUCGUUGGAUGGCAGAUGAUCCAACGCUCCCCCGGGUAGCUUCACUCUGCACAGCCCCCUUCCCUAUUCCGGCUGGGCCCCUCUGCUUCUACCUCAACAUCGACAUCUUUGGAUCAGAGCUACAAGGAGCACAAGAGCAGCUGAUGUCCCAUCUGAGCGCACAUAUUCCUUCUCUUCCAGGGGAAGUUAGAUGUCAGCUCUUCCUGCCCCCUACCAUGUGGAGGCCUAUGGCUGAUUUCUGCACUGCUGUGCUGGGCCUGCAGCUGGAGAAAGGUUAUACAGAGCAAUACCUCCUUGAAUCUGAUAUUUAA
Messenger RNA from Bombina bombina (fire-bellied toad), 978 nucleotides. RefSeq names its product histidine N-acetyltransferase-like. Gene Ontology annotation, molecular function: acyltransferase activity, transferring groups other than amino-acyl groups. The coding region runs from base 1 to 978 and encodes 325 amino acids. The record is from RefSeq and is a predicted model, not a curated record. NCBI's taxonomy places the organism in Eukaryota, Metazoa, Chordata, Amphibia, Anura, Bombinatoridae. The transcript has 3 exons.